This is a messenger RNA of Manduca sexta (tobacco hornworm), 4459 nucleotides long. RefSeq names its product protein ultraspiracle homolog (gene USP). Lineage: Eukaryota; Metazoa; Arthropoda; Insecta; Lepidoptera; Sphingidae. The transcript is spliced from 11 exons. Gene Ontology annotation, molecular function: zinc ion binding; RNA polymerase II cis-regulatory region sequence-specific DNA binding; nuclear receptor activity. Gene Ontology annotation, cellular component: activator ecdysone receptor complex; nucleus. Gene Ontology annotation, biological process: positive regulation of transcription by RNA polymerase II; anatomical structure development; cell differentiation. The record is from RefSeq and is a predicted model, not a curated record. Bases 476 to 1876 code for a protein of 466 amino acids.
CGCACCGGCCGUGAGUCUGGCGCCGCUCGCGACCUGCACGAAAAUCGAUGCACGAUCUGCAAACGACAUUCAUCACAAAUUAACCAUCAAACGAGCCGCAGCAACUAUUACGAAGGCCGGCGACUGACGACUACAAUUAUUCAGAUGAUACUAGUCCAACAUAUAAAAUAUUAUAAAAUGUCUAGCCCCAUAACUCGCCAUUCGUAGCUAUAAAGACUAAAAAUGCAAUUAUAGCAACCCGUUUUGAACAUAAAGACAGAUUUAUUCACGUAUGAUUGUGUGUGGACCUUGAGUGCGCCGAGUGAGACCUUCACGCCGGUAACCGCGCGGAAGUUGACGGGGCGUAAAUUGAUCGUGACCAUCGCAUCUUUCGCGCUACAUCGUCCGCGGAACCGUGCGAAUUUGUGCAAUUUUAACGAAACCUUCGACCUAGUGCAGUGAGUUUCUAGUAAUGUGAGGAUGCUUGUGCGUGGUCAUGUCGAGCGUGGCGAAAAAAGACAAGCCGACGAUGUCGGUGACGGCGCUGAUCAACAGGGCUUGGCCGUUGACGCCGGCGCCGCACCAGCAGCAGUCGAUGCCUUCUUCACAGCCCUCUAACUUCCUGCAGCCACUGGCUACGCCCUCUACCACACCCAGCGUUGAGCUUGACAUACAAUGGCUGAACAUAGAGCCGGGGUUUAUGUCGCCGAUGUCGCCGCCCGAGAUGAAACCAGACACGGCAAUGCUCGACGGACUCCGAGACGAUUCGACGCCACCCCCUGCCUUCAAGAACUACCCUCCCAACCAUCCUCUGAGCGGCUCCAAACACCUCUGCUCUAUAUGUGGUGACAGAGCUUCGGGAAAACAUUACGGCGUGUACAGUUGCGAAGGUUGUAAGGGCUUUUUCAAACGGACAGUAAGGAAAGACCUCACGUACGCGUGCCGCGAGGAUAGGAACUGCAUCAUUGACAAACGUCAAAGGAACCGUUGUCAGUACUGCCGCUAUCAGAAAUGUCUGGCGUGCGGCAUGAAGAGGGAGGCGGUGCAAGAAGAGAGGCAGAGGGCGGCGAGAGGCACCGAGGACGCCCACCCAAGUAGCUCCGUGCAAAAUGUGAAUCCGCAGGAGCUGUCGAUCGAGCGGCUGCUAGAGAUUGAGUCGCUGGUCGCGGACCCGCCCGAAGAGUUCCAGUUUCUUCGCGUGGGUCCCGAAAGUGGCGUACCAGCCAAGUACCGCGCACCUGUCUCUAGCCUCUGUCAGAUAGGCAACAAACAGAUAGCGGCGCUAGUGGUGUGGGCGCGCGACAUUCCACAUUUCGGACAGCUGGAGCUCGAGGAUCAGAUACUGCUCAUCAAAAACUCAUGGAACGAGCUGCUUUUGUUCGCGAUCGCUUGGAGAUCUAUGGAGUACCUCACGGAUGAACGAGAGAACGUCGACUCGCGAAGCACCGCGCCGCCACAACUCAUGUGUCUAAUGCCAGGCAUGACGCUGCACCGCAACUCGGCGCUGCAGGCGGGCGUGGGGCAGAUCUUCGACCGCGUGCUGUCGGAGUUGUCGCUGAAGAUGCGCACGCUGCGCAUGGACCAGGCCGAGUACGUCGCGCUCAAGGCCAUCAUACUGCUCAACCCAGACGUAAAAGGACUAAAGAACAAACCGGAAGUGGUGGUUCUGCGUGAAAAGAUGUUCUCGUGCCUGGACGAGUACGUGCGGCGGUCGCGCUGCGCGGAGGAGGGUCGGUUCGCGGCGCUGCUGCUGCGCCUGCCCGCGCUGCGCUCCAUCUCGCUCAAGUGCUUCGAGCAUCUCUACUUCUUCCACCUCGUCGCCGACACCAGCAUCGCCUCCUACAUACACGACGCGCUGCGCAACCACGCGCCCUCCAUCGACACCAGCAUACUGUAGACUCGCAAACACCGCCACACCGCUCGUUACAUGCGAUCUGUUGCGUGCUGCGGUUGCGGCUUGUAGUUUAACGAUCUUUGGCUUGAAGGUACUCAAUGAGUAAUAUUUUUUUCAUAUCGAAAAAAUUGGAGCGUUUACUCGUUGACAUCGUAUCCAAAGGGCGUUUUAAGGCUAUAUUGCCACGAGAUUAUAAAGGCGUGUUGGGUCUCUUUCGUGGAUAGUUUGAUCGAACCAAACCACGAUGGUCUAGUGUGUCCACGUCGACGGAUUUAUUGUGCAGCUUGUUUUUUUUAACCAAUGAAGUAUUGCUUGGGAAGUAAAUGACAUUGAUCAUAAUGCGCGCUUCUAAUACAUCUGCCCCCUUAGAAUGUGCAUAAAUUACGACACUAGAACCCGUGUCGGUUAAUUGUGAUUGGUUGAUGGAUCAGCACGUGACUCCCGCGUUAGUCCCUCAACCAAUUACAAUGAUUACAUUUAAACGACACGACCCUUCGUGUCGUAUUUGUUAUGUCACAUUCUAUGGUGUAUUUAAAAAAAGAGGUUUCAAUUGAAUAAUUACAAGCGCCUUUCAAAAUGAGAUACGUUCAACGGGUGUUGACUACACAUAAAUUCUAUGAAAACGAAUAAAACAUAACAUCAUCGCUUGUUUUUAAAUCACGAAUGUAAUCAACGCUUUCAAUCUGUCACAUGCAUAUCAUUUAGAUGUCAUCUAAAACGAAGCGAAUACAUAAUGAAAUCCAUUUUAUAAAUAUAAAAUUUAUCUUUGAACCAUUGCUAUUCCGUUACACUGAGUAACAUUCGACGAGCGACGGCCUUCGUUAUGGGUAUAGUUAUUAUAUAAUGCUUUUUAAUACGUGAAGCUACUUGUAAAUGUUCAGUGUACCUUUUUGCUGUAGUCGGAUAUUUCUGAACUAGUUCUAUAAGGUUUAAUAUGUAAAGGUUAAAUAAUAUAAAUGUUAUCGAUACUACAUAUAGCCUCACGUUUGGAGAACAUAGUGAAUUUAGGUGUAUCGUGAAGUUAUAGCUGUUUCUGAAUUUAUAAGUCUGUUUAGUGUGAUAAGCGUGGUUGCUACAGGCGGCCGCGCUGCAGCCCGAUGCAUCUAAUGGAGUUGAUAUAAGAGCGUUUUUGUGUUAUGAUUUUGGAUACAGGUGUUCCGCGCUAGAACACCUUUUCGCAUUGGCUCACUCUUCACGUGUUUUCUAUAUUGAGUUAACAGAAGAUUGCUAAAUGCUUGUUUGGGUAUAGAUACCAAAGUACGUUGUUUUCUUUUAGUGUUUGGACGGAAAUUCAUUGGCUAAUUUUGAUCAUUUAUAUGAUAAAGUAAAUGCUAGCUUCGAUCGCGUUUUCAAAACGUUUGAGAACUCGUUUCUUUAUCAACUUUGACGUUAAAAUGUUAGCGAGUUCGUCUACACACGAACAUUGCAGCUCCACUAUGGUGUAGUGAUGUUAUCGGAGUCCGCGCGACACAAGCGCUCGGCCACACUCGGUGCGCGUUGAAUCUCGCGGCGUGCGCACGCGCACGAGAGCUGCACACUGACGUGCGUAAUAGUGUAAAUGAGGCCGCCUCUUUAUUAUUAAAGUUACGUAGUCUAUAGCGAAACGUAAUUAGUCUAUCAUUUUAUUAGAGAAUUUUAUUCAAGUAGAUGUUCAUAGUGAAUUAAUAUAAUGUUAGAUUAAUAAAAUUGCUCUUUUAACAUUUACCAAAUCUUCUCAAAGCACGUAUAUUUUAAUCUUGUAUAUCGUGGCAGACGAGCCGCCCGCGUUCGUGUUAAGGCAAACUAGACGUUAUGGAUAUGUUAAGUGAACUGCGUGACACCAUGUGCGAAGUAACUUGCAACGUUCUAUUGAAAUACAAAUAUUGGUGCUUCAUAACACAUUUUAGAUGUGCAUAUCAAAUAUGCAUCGUAAUCAUGAAUUUUAUUGUUACUUGGAAAUAUCGAUAUUUUUCUCUACUGUUAGUAUGUAACGAGUUAUUUGUAAAUAUAUCAAUUCGUGUACAAUUUAUUGUUAGUUUAUGCAUUAAUAAUUUUAUAUAAAUGUAAUCCUCACCAAACGGGUGGUGGGAUAUGUGGUCAGGAAGGCCUACGCGAGUGGUUCUAAAUGGUAAACAAAUGCUGGUAUAUGGAUGGUUUAUUUUUGUAUAUCGUGCACACUAACAACUUAGUUAACCAGUAUUAAAUAGACUAAACCGACAAACUGAAAUUCACGAUAGAUAUUAAUUAAAAGUUUUAAUAUCUUGUCAUAAUUGGUGUAUACAGAUUCUAUAGAAGUCUUAGACUGUGUAGCGAAGCUCAAUUUACGUCUACAGAGGUGUAUAAAGAAAUAUUUUUGCUCUGUAAAGCUUUUGACUAAUGUUUUCAGUACAUUCUUUAGGACUUGUUGAAAAUUAUAAACAAAGGUUAUAUGAAAAUUGGAAGGUUAAUAAUUGACAUGAUAUUUUAUGAAUGGGUUCGACGGAGAUGUUGCAGCGGUUGUGAGAUGUUUUAUUAUAAUGUUCACUAAUAUCUGGCUAAGUUUAAGUUAUAUUUUUUGUAUAGAAAUAGCUUUAAAAUGAAUGGUGAUUAAAACUAUUAUCACAAUAA